UGUGGCAGCACCCAAAGGGGCUUGAAUUGCCUAGCUCUCCCUGUAGAUUCUGCGGAGACAUAGUGUCCCCAUGAGUGAUUGAGCCAAUCACGGCGCAACUAGAGAAGAUUACCAAUGCCUAAACUCUGUAUUUUCGCUGGCUGCCACUACCACCACAGAAAGCACUGAGCUAGACUGAAACACCCGCCUUACUCAAGAAAGAGACCAUGUUUGUAUGCGGAUGUAUUAUUUUUAUUGAACCUUUAUUUAACUAGGCAAGUCAGUUAAGAACAUAUUCUUAUUUACAAUAAUGGCCUACCAAAAGGCAAAUGGCCUCCUGCAGGGACAGAGGCUGGGAUUAAAAAUAAAAUAUAUAUAAAUAUAGGACAAAACACACUUAACAUACGGCACUUAACAAGUUGAAAAGAAGUCAAGAAGGUUUGACAUCAUCUGACCUUGCUAUAUUGUUGUUUUAGGUCGCUCUUCAAGAAGAGCGGUUCAAUUGUUGUGAAGAAGGCUUCAGGGUGCCCAAGAAAGUCCAGCAAGCACAAGAACCGUCUCCUAAAGUUGAUUCAGCUGCGCGAUCGGGGCACCAUCAGUACAGAGCUUGAUCGGGAAUGGCAGCAGGCAGGUGUGAGUGCAUCUGCAAGCACAGUGAGGCAAAGACUUUUGGAGGAUGGCCUGGUGUCAAGAAGGGCAGCAAAGAAGCCACUUCUCUCCAGGAAAAACAUCAGGGACAGACUGAUAUUCUGCAAAAGGUACAGGGAUUGGACUGCUGAUGACGGGGGUAAAGUCAUUUUCUCUGAUGAAUCCCCUUUCCGAUUGUUUGGGUCAUCUGGAUAAAAAGCUUGUCCGGAGAAGACAAGUGAGCGCUACCAUCAGUCCUGUGUCAUGCCAACAGUAAAGCAUCCUGAGACCAUUCAUGUGUGGGGUUUCUUCUCAGCCAAGGGAGUGGGCUCACUCACAAUUUUGCCGAAGAACACAGCCAUUGAAUAAAGAAUGGUACCAACUCAUCCUCCGAGAGCAACUUCUCCCAACCAUCCAGGAACAGUUUGCUGAUGAACAACAGUAUCAAAAGUGAUAACUAAAUGGCUUGGGGAACAAAACAUUGAUAUUUUGGGUCCAUGGCCAGGAAACUCCCCAGACCUUAAUCUCAUUGAGAACUUGUGGUCAAUCCUCAAGAGGCGGGUGGAUAAACAAAAACCCACAAAUUCUGACAAACUCCAAGCAUUGAUUAUGCAAGAAUGGGCUGCCAUCAGUCAGGAUGUUGCCCAGGAGUUAAUUGACAUGCCAGUGCAGAUUGCAGAGGUCUUGAAAAAGAAGGAUCAACACUGCAAAUAUUGACUCUUUGCAUCAACUUCAUGUAAUUGUCAAUAAACGCCUUUGACACAUAUGAAAUGCUUGUAAUUAUACUUCAGUAUUCCAUAGUAAUAUCUGACAAAAAAAAUUCUAAAGACACUGAGGCAGCAGACUUUGUGAAAAUUAAUAUUUGUGUCAUUGUCUAAACUUUUGGCCACGACUGUACAGUUGUCACGGCAAAAAGUCAAAAUGGCUAUAUCGUAAAAAUUGGUCUCAAUUUAAGGUUAGGCAUAAGGUUAGCAGUGUGUUUAGGGUUUGGUUUAAAAUCACACCUGCCAAAAUAAUACGUUUUCAUCCCAAAUGCCUCUGAUCUGGCGGACUCACUAAACACAAAUGCUGUGUUUGUAAAUUGUGUUGGGAUGAUGGAGUGUGCCCAUGGCUGUCUGUAAAAUAAAAAAAAACAAGAACAUCGUGCAGUCUGGUUUUCUUAAUACAAGGAAUUUGUUGUAUAGCAUUUACUUUUUACUUUUACUCAAGUAUGACAAUUGCGUACCUUUUCCACCACAGUACAUUUAAAACCAGAUGCUUUUAGACUUUAACUCAUGUAGUAUUUUACUGGAUGACUAUCACUUCAGUCAUUUUCUAUUAAGUUAUCUUUUACUCAAAUAUGACAAUUGAGUACUUUCCCCACCAAUGUCACUAAUCAAUGAUCUUUCAUUCCAACGAUCCUGUGGUGAUUUAGUACACCAUAUUUGCUACUCCCAAAAAAGUCAGCGGACAUCUUCGUAUAAUUACGGUGAGCUGCGUUAUUCACCGGAAGUCGUUUUGUGUACACAGACAGACGCGUCACAGUUUGUCUGAUCUUUUCCAAUUUCUCCCUCUUUCGUUAAUCUCGCCAGCUAUCGAUGUCAACAAACAUGCAGGCUCAUCUGUCUGUACAGACACAACUUGCCUCGAUAAUGGACGUGCUUGCUAGAGCAGCCGUUGACGAGAUAAGUCAACUAUUUUCCGAAAGCUCGGCUGAUUUGCAGUUGGAGAUUUCUCGCAGCUACAAAGAAAACGAAGCUCUGAAAAUGAGGAUGAAGGUGAUGAAGAACGAGCUUUUCACCCUGCGACUACAAAGGGCGAGUACACCGCGGGGCAGUCGCUUUUCUUUCAGCAGAACUUUAUGCAGGCCUCGGGGGAAACUCGCAGAUAAGACACCUGAGCACCAGACAUCCAUUUACAGCAGGGAUGAUGCCCCAAUUACAAUAGGGGAAGAGGAGAUACCAUCCACAGUCAAAAAAGAGUGUGCAGAUGUGGAGAGUCCAGAUGUCAUCUUGAUAAAAGAUGAGGAGGGUCCUGACGAUGACUUUGGAGGAUGUGGGCCAGAUGCAGGUCAUGACGAUAUUUGUGGUGAGAAUGUUACCAUGGUGACACCACAGCCGGAACAUGCCACCCAGAGACUAGGUCACGAUGAGGGACCAUACAGCAUGAAUGACCCUCACGGUCAUGGUCAAGGUGAAGGAGCGCUGUGCAGCGUGACCAGUACUGAGAACUACCCUUUCUUCAGAGCCCCAGAACUACCUCAGAGUUUGCCCUCACACUCUGGUCUGCUGCCGAACCACACAAUCUGCCAUCAGAUACAGCUGAACACUCAUUCUAUUGGGGAACCACUGCAAGGCAACCCCCAAAUGAGGGGCUUGCAGAGUGACAGAGGGAGUCUGCCGAGAGGGGAUACAGGAGGACGGGGUCUGAAAAUCGUACAGGUAGCUUCCCUAGAAACCACCCCAACGACCCCAACAACAACCAUGGUAACAGGGAGUGUGACUGUGAGGCGCCCUAGUCUUGUAAACCAGUUCCAGCGCCACCAUGUCCCCCAUGGUACCAAGCCGUUAUUCUGUAGCGACUGUGGGAAGCGCUUCUCUCGCCGGCUUGACUUGAUCCGCCACAGAGCGGUCCACACAGGAGAGAAGCCUGUCAUAUGCAACCUCUGUGGGAACUCGUUUGUCAACAAGACGACACUGAGGGUCCACAUGCGUAUUCAUACAGGGGAGAAACCUUACAUGUGCUCCCUGUGUGGGAAGGGUUUCACCCAGAAUGGCAGCCUGACCAUCCAUCUGAGGACCCACUCUGGGGAGAAACCCUACAGCUGCUCCCACUGUGGAGCCUCUUUCAACAACCCCAGCAACCUGCGCAGACACAUGGUCACACACCCAGAGCAGGCAGGGACGCUGACACUCUGACACCCAAACUCACCGGUGGCCAGUGGGGCUUUAGGUUCUUUAUUUUUCUUCAGCAUUCUCUCAUUCUUGUUCUCAUUCAAUUCCAUAUAUGCUUUAUUGGCAUAAAUGGGUUGUUGCCACUGUGGCCAAAGCAAAGUAUAUGAAGUAUUACAUAAAUUAACAACGUUUUUGAGCAAAAAUAAUCAUAUACAGUGAACAAAAAUAUAAACGCAACAUGCAACAAUUUCUAAGAUUUUACUGAGUUAUAGUUCAUAUAAGGAAAUCAGUCAAUUGAAAUAAAUCCAUUAUGCCUUAAUCUAUGGAUUUCACAUGACUGGGAAUGCAGAUAUACAUCUGUUGGUCACAGAUUUUUUUUUUUUAAGUAGGGCGUGGUGUGGAUCAAAAAACUAGCCAGUAUCUGGUGUGACCACCAUUUGCCUCAAACAGUGCAAAUCCUCCUUUGCAUAGAGUUGAUCAGGCUGUUGAUUGUGGCUUGUGGAAUGUUGUCCCACUCCUCUUCAAUGGCUGUGCGAAGUUGCUGCAUAUUGGCGGGAACUGGAACAUGCUGUCGACAAUGUCGAUCCAGAGCAUCCCAAACAUGCUCAAUGGGUGACAUGUCUGGUGAAUAUGCAGGCCAUGGAAGAACUGGGACAUUUUUAGCUUCCAGGAAUUGUGUUCAGAUCCAUGUGACAUGGGGCCGUGCAUUAUCAUGCUGAAACAUGAAGUGAUGGUGGUAGAUGAAUUGCACGACAAUGGGCCUCCAGGAUCUCGUCACGGUAUCUCUGCACAUUCAAAUUGCCAUCGAUAAAAUGCAAUUGUGUUUGUUGUCCGUAGCUUAUGUCUGCGCAUACCAUAACCCCACCGUCACCAUGGGGCACUCUGUUCACAAUGUUGAAAUCAGCAAACUUCUCACCCACACAAGCCAUACAUGCUGUCUGUCAUCUGCCCGGUACAGUUCAAACUGGGAUUCAUCCAUGAAGAGCACACUUCUCCAACGUGCCACUGGCCAUCGAAGGUGAGCAUUUUCCCACUGAAGUCGGUUACGACUCCGAAUUGCAGUCAGGUUGAGACCCUGGUGAGGACAACGAGCUUCACUGAGACUGUUUCUGACAGUUUGCAGAAAUUCUUCAGUUGUGCAAACCCACAGUUUCAUCAGCUGUCCGGGUGGCUGGUCUCAGACCAUGCCGCAGGUGAAGAAGCCAGAGGUCCUGGGCUGGCGUGGUUCACAAUGUGGUCUGCGGUUGUGAGGCCGGUUGGACGUACUGCCAAAUUCUCUAAAACGACGUUGGAGGCAGCUUAUGGUGGAGAAAUUUACAUUACAUUCUUUGACAUUAACAUUACAUUCUCUGGGAACAGCUAUGGUGGACAUUCCUGCAGUCAGCAUUCCAAUGCUCCCUCAACUGGAGACAUCUGUAACAUUGUGUUGUGUGACAAAACUGCACAUUUUAGAUUGGCCUUAUUGUCCCCAGAUCAUGUUGUUUAAUCAGCUUCUUAAUAUGCCACACCUGUCAGAUGGAUGGAUUAUCUUGGCAAAGGAUAAAUGCUCACUAACAGGGAUGUAAGCAAAUUUGUGCACAACAUUGAGAAUAAGAUUCUUUUGCAUAUGGAAAGUUUCUGGGAUCUUUUAUUUCAGCUCAUGAAACAUAGGACCAACACUUUACACGUUGCGUUUAUAUUUUUGUUCAGUUUAUAUCAACAAAAACAAUUAAUACAUUCUCUCACACUUCCCGCCCCAGACUGGAACCCACAUCUGUCCCGUCGCUCUUAUUCUUCCCAUCUCCCUGAUUUAUACUCUGUUGUCUGUCUCUGAUUUAAUGCACAUACUACAUAAAGUUACUGUAUGAGUAGAUUUUAGUAAGUAACCUACUCUGGCCGAAAUAAAUAAACAGUGUGUUUUGAUAUGAAGGAA
This is a messenger RNA of Oncorhynchus keta (chum salmon), 5391 nucleotides long. Its product is annotated as zinc finger protein 252-like. Gene Ontology annotation, molecular function: RNA polymerase II cis-regulatory region sequence-specific DNA binding; DNA-binding transcription factor activity. Gene Ontology annotation, biological process: regulation of transcription by RNA polymerase II. Lineage: Eukaryota; Metazoa; Chordata; Actinopteri; Salmoniformes; Salmonidae. The transcript is spliced from 4 exons. Bases 2184 to 3503 code for a protein of 439 amino acids. The record is from RefSeq and is a predicted model, not a curated record.